AUGUUUACGUUGCAACCAACACCGACGGCCAUGAGUACUGUAAUGCCGCCAUGGUCAGCGGGAACACUCAUUGAGAGGCUACCAUCUCUAGAGGAAAUGGCUCAUAAGGACAAUGUGAUUGCGAUGAGAAAUCUGCCUUGUUUGGGUACUGCUAGUGGUAGUGGACUUGGCGGUAUUGGUGGAAAAUCCGCUACUACAAUGGCUACUGCGAUGGAAGCCGUGGAUGCGACCACAGUGUCACAACCCCAUUCGACAUCGUCGUACUUUACCACAACUUACUACCACUUAACUGAUGACGAAUGUCACAGUGGAGUAAACCAGCUGGGCGGAGUUUUUGUUGGUGGACGACCAUUGCCUGACUCAACGCGCCAGAAAAUUGUUGAGCUCGCGCAUUCUGGGGCUCGGCCAUGUGAUAUUUCUCGGAUUCUACAAGUUUCUAACGGAUGUGUUAGCAAAAUUUUAGGCAGAUACUAUGAAACCGGAAGUAUUCGACCACGCGCAAUCGGUGGAUCCAAACCACGGGUUGCUACAGCUGAAGUCGUUAGCAAAAUUUCGCAAUACAAACGCGAGUGCCCGAGCAUUUUCGCCUGGGAAAUUCGGGAUAGAUUAUUGCAGGAGAACGUUUGCACCAACGACAAUAUUCCAAGCGUUUCGUCAAUAAAUCGAGUAUUAAGAAAUUUGGCGGCACAAAAGGAGCAACAAAAUUCUGGAACGAGUAGUUCAAGUACAAACACUAGCACCAGCGCCACUCCUACAAAUAGUGGUGGUGCCAGUGGCCCAAGUGGCGCGAGUGGACAGAGUGGCCAGAGCUUAACUAGAGCCACACUGACCUCUGUAGGCGAUCUGAUGCAAACAGCAACGCCUCUGAACUCUUCCGAAAGUGGUGGAGCAAGCAACUCUGGCGAGGGGAGCGAACAGGAGUCCAUUUAUGAAAAGCUUCGACUCCUCAAUACUCAACAUGCAGCUGGGUCGAUGGAUCCUGCCAUAGCCGUAUCCUCAUCAAACCAUUUUGGACCCCACCCCCAUUCCAGUCAUCCCCAGCUGAUGCAUGGUCAACAACACCAACAGUCGUCGCAGCUACAACAGGCUAGCUGGCCUCCACGCCACUACUCAACAGGAACUUGGUACACCUCCCCUCAGAACGGCAGUGAAAUAUCUAUCCCAGUUUCAUCCGGAUCCGGAUCCGUUAUGACUUCAGUGACUGCAUAUGUCCAAGGCUCAACGACAUCUCAGCCCUUGAGCCCGCCCAAUUUAUCCGGCGGUGGGAACCACCUGAGCACCUGCCCCAUGAGCACGGACGACAUUCUUUUAAAAAAAGAACUUGACGGACAUCAAUCAGAUGAAACAGGUUCCGGUGAAGGGGAAAAUUCCAAUGGCGGCGCCUCUAAUAUAGGAAACAGCGAGGACGAUCAGGCUCGCCUGAUACUCAAACGGAAACUGCAACGCAACCGCACUUCCUUUACAAAUGAGCAAAUAGAUAGCCUGGAAAAAGAGUUUGAGCGCACUCAUUAUCCGGAUGUAUUUGCCAGGGAACGAUUGGCUGGUAAGAUUGGUUUGCCGGAGGCAAGAAUUCAGGUUUGGUUUUCAAAUCGUCGUGCCAAGUGGCGCCGCGAAGAGAAGUUACGGAAUCAGCGAAGGACGCCGAACUCGACAGGAACAAGUGGAACUUCGUCUUCAACUUCGGGCAAUGCGUCCUUAACCGAUAGCCCUAAUAGUCUGGGGGCUUGCUCCUCGUUGCUGGCGGGCAGUUGUCCCUCAGGAAACACAAUGAACGGGCUAGCGUCACCAAAUACGUUGCCGAACGUGGGUGGAGCUGAAUCCACUGACAGUACCACACCAAAGUUGCAGCUAAGGUCCGGUGGCAACUCCGACAGUUCUGGCGGGCGACCACAAGAAGAUGGCAGCGACGCUUGCUCACCUGGCCUAGGCAUCUCCGGGCAACAUAGCACCCAUCAUCACAUCGCUCAUGCCCAUGCCCAUGCUCAUGCUCAUGCCCAUUCGCUUCCGCACACUCACUCGCACGCUCUGGUUCCUGCCAUUUCGCCACGCCUAAAUUUCAAUAGUGGAAGCUUCAGCAGCUCAAUGAGUGCGAUGUACUCGAAUAUGCACCAUCCCGCAUUGUCGAUGGGAGAUGGUUACGGUUCUAUUACACCAAUGCCAAGCUUUAACCAUUCGUCGGUGGGACCUUUGGCCCCUCAGUCGCCCUUAUCCCAGCAACGCGACCUCACGCCCCCAUCUCUGUAUCCGUGCCACAUGACUCUGCGUCCUCCGCCGAUAGCUGGUCCGCAUCAUCACCUGGUUCCGAAUGACGGGGGAAACAGUGGGCCUGGUAUUGGUAAUGUACACUUGACGAAUGCAGGAGCCAGCAAUAAUGGAACCGGAUACGAAGUGCUCUCCACAUACGGCUUGGCCCCACAGCCACUUCCGGCUGGUGGAGGUGGAGCGCCUGAUGGCAAUUCGUCCGCCACCGCCAAUUUAGCCGUUUCUUCUCAUCAAAUUAUGGAACCCCGCCAGUCGCCCUGCAGUCCACAGCAUUUGGUAGCUGGUAGUCACAGUUCUGGAUUUGCUCCUGAUGCCACUUCGAGCGCUGUUCCUUCGUAUGCGCAUAUGAGCUAUAACUACGCGACGGCUGCCAACAAUGUGCCGGCUUCUGGCAGUGGCAACCCAGUACCACAUGCUUCCAGUGGAAAGCAACAGUUUUUUGCCUCUUGUUUCUACUCACCUUGGGUCUAGACUCCAGAGCCAGAGAGACCCGUGCACAUUUAGAGAAGAAAAGGACUUAGACAUACAUAUGAAGAUUAUUUAAUUUGAUUAACUUUAAAGGCUCCCUAAAAUAAAUCGAAUUUACAUAUCUCUAAAAAAUGUAUGGAGGUUGUAGAAAAAUGUAUUUAUAACAUAGUAACGGCCAAGGAUUCUAACUUAUACGCGUAAAAUAAUUGGUGUGAUUAAAUGACCUAAUUUUGACAAAUGAA
Drosophila guanche is the source of this 2972-nucleotide messenger RNA. Its product is annotated as paired box protein Pax-6. Gene Ontology annotation, molecular function: DNA-binding transcription factor activity, RNA polymerase II-specific; RNA polymerase II cis-regulatory region sequence-specific DNA binding. The transcript is spliced from 9 exons. Gene Ontology annotation, biological process: regulation of transcription by RNA polymerase II; anatomical structure development. Bases 1 to 2733 code for a protein of 910 amino acids. NCBI's taxonomy places the organism in Eukaryota, Metazoa, Arthropoda, Insecta, Diptera, Drosophilidae. The record is from RefSeq and is a predicted model, not a curated record.